Messenger RNA from Indicator indicator, 2695 nucleotides. RefSeq names its product N-acetyl-alpha-glucosaminidase (gene NAGLU). The record is from RefSeq and is a predicted model, not a curated record. NCBI's taxonomy places the organism in Eukaryota, Metazoa, Chordata, Aves, Piciformes, Indicatoridae. The transcript is spliced from 6 exons. The coding region runs from base 1 to 2235 and encodes 744 amino acids.
AUGGCGGCGCGGCCGGGGCCGGUGCUCCUGGUGCUGCUACUGCUGGCGGCGGCGGCGGCGCGGCCGGAGGACCCGAGGCAGGAGGCGGCGGUGCGCGCGCUCGCUCGGCGGCUGCUGGGCCCGCGCGCCGCCGCCGUGUCGCUGUCGGUGGAGGCGGCGCUGGCGGCGGGCGGCCCAGACACAUACCGGCUGCGCUCGCCGCCCGACUUCGCCGUGGCCGUGGCCGUGACAGGCUCCAGCGGCGUGGCGGCGGCCGCCGGCCUCUACCGGUACCUGCGCGACUUCUGCGGGUGCCAUCUCUCGUGGUCCGGGGCGCAGCUCCGCCUGCCUGAUCCGCUGCCGCGGCUGCCGACCGAGAUCCGCGCCUCCGCUCCCGGCAGGUUCCGCUACUACCAGAACGCCUGCACCCAGAGCUACUCCUUCGCCUGGUGGGACUGGGAGCGCUGGGAACGCGAGAUCGACUGGAUGGCACUGAGUGGGAUCAACCUGGCACCGGCCUUCGUGGGGCAGGAGACCACCUGGCAGCGGGUUUACCGCACCUUGGGGCUGAACCAGUCCGAGAUUGAUGCCUACUUCACGGGCCCAGCCUUCCUGGCCUGGAACCGCAUGGGCAACCUGCGAGGCUGGGCAGGGCCUCUGCCGCCAUCCUGGCACCUCAAACAAUUCUACCUGCAGUACCGUAUCGUGGAGAGGAUGCGCUCGCUCGGGAUGGUCACAGUGCUGCCAGCGUUCGCAGGCCAUGUACCCCAGGGCGUUCUCCGAGUCUUCCCACAUGUCAAUGCCACUCGCCUUGGGGGCUGGAGCCACUUCGACUGUACCUACUCUUGUACCUACCUGCUGGACCCUGAGGACCCCAUGUUCCAGGUGAUUGGGACCCUGUUCCUGAAGGAGCUGAUCAAGGAGUUCGGCACAGACCACAUCUACAGUGCCGACACCUUCAAUGAGAUGACUCCACUCUCCUCAGAUCCUGCCUACCUCGCCAGGGUCAGCAGUGCUGUCUUCAAGUCAAUGACAGGAGCUGACCCUGAGGCAGUGUGGCUGAUGCAGGGGUGGCUCUUCCAGCACCAGCCUGACUUCUGGCAGCCGGCACAGGUGCAAGCCCUGCUGCACGCCGUGCCCCUGGGCAGGAUGAUCAUCCUGGACCUCUUUGCUGAGUCCAAGCCUGUCUACCUGUGGACAGAAUCCUUCUAUGGGCAGCCUUUCAUCUGGUGCAUGCUGCACAACUUUGGGGGCAACCACGGCCUCUUCGGCACCGUGGAGGCCAUCAACCGGGGCCCUUUUGCAGCCAGGAGCUUCCCCAACUCCACCAUGGUGGGCACCGGGGUGGUGCCCGAGGGCAUCGAGCAGAAUGACAUGGUGUAUGAGCUGAUGAAUGAGCUGGGCUGGCGCCAGGAGCCCCUCGACCUGCCCAGCUGGGUCACUCGCUAUGCUGAGCGCCGCUACGGAGCCCCAAAUGCUGCUGCAGCAGCGGCCUGGCGGCUGCUGCUCCGCAGCGUUUACAACUGCAGCGGAGUCUGCGUCAACCACAACCGCAGCCCCCUGGUGCGCCGCCCCUCCCUGCACAUGGACACCGAGCUCUGGUACAAUGCCAGCGACGUCUAUGAGGCCUGGCGCCUGCUGCUGAGCGCCAGCGCCCAGCUGGGCUCCAGCCCUACCUUCCUCUACGACCUGGUGGACGUCACACGGCAGGCGGCUCAGCAGCUGGUGAGUGACCACUACCAGGGCAUCCGCAGCGCCUUCCAGAGCCGGGCACUGCCUGACCUGCUGACGGUCGGUGGGCUGCUGGUCUACGACCUGCUGCCGGAGCUGGACAGCCUCCUCUCUAGCCACAGCCUCUUCCUGCUGGGCCGCUGGCUGGAGAGCGCCCGCACCAUGGCCACCAGCAACUGGGAGGCUGAGCAGUAUGAGCUGAAUGCCCGGAACCAAGUGACGCUCUGGGGGCCCAGCGGGAACAUCCUGGACUAUGCCAACAAGCAGCUGGGGGGGCUGGUGCUGGACUACUAUGCCGUGCGCUGGAGCCUCUUCGUCUCUGUCCUGGUUGAGAGCCUCAAUUCAGGCAUCCCCUUCCACCAGGACCAGUUCAACCAGGCUGUUUUCCAGGUAGAGAGAGGCUUUGUCUAUAACAGGAAGCGCUACCCAGCCAUGCCAGCUGGGGACACGCUGGAGAUCUCCAGGAGGCUGUUCCUCAAGUACUACCCCAGGGCCCUGCUGCACAGCCAGGCUGUGCCCGUAUGACUUUAAGCUAUGCCUCCAGAGCCUCUCCCAGGAGGGGGGGCAGAGACCCCACGUCCUCUCAUGUCUAGGACUCCACAGCUUCUGGCCUGAUGGCUGCAUCCUGGCCAUGCUGGAACGAAGGCACAGACCCUGUUAGCCCCCAGCCUGGCUGGGGGGGUCUGUGAUGGCAGAGAGGCAGCCAAGGAGGAGCUGCCCCUGCCCCAGGGAAAGUGGGGAACUGGCCUAACCUCUGUGUGGUCCUGCAUCUCCCUGUGCCAGGUGCUCCCAGCUCCAUGGACCUCAGUGCCUGCAUGAACCUGGCCACAAUUUGUGCCUUUUGCAUCAAAGGAGACUCUGCACAGUUUUCCAUGGUGGUGCUGGGGCCGUGCUCCCUUGAAUGGGGUUUUCGAGCCACGAUGCUGCCAGACUGCAGAACAAUUAAAGGCCUGGCCCCAGAGUGCUCUCUUCUCCCACCUGUGUC